Messenger RNA from Hypoxylon fragiforme, 2237 nucleotides. RefSeq lists its product as uncharacterized. The coding region runs from base 461 to 1648 and encodes 395 amino acids. The record is from RefSeq and is a predicted model, not a curated record. NCBI's taxonomy places the organism in Eukaryota, Fungi, Ascomycota, Sordariomycetes, Xylariales, Hypoxylaceae. The transcript is spliced from 2 exons.
GCCUGCAUGAUUAUACACUACCUACGUCUAUAUAGUAGAAAAUGAACGUCUUAGGAACAGUCAUACACGUGUGAAACUAGCCAUGGUAACAUCUCCAUGGAAAGACGAACAAAUAGUUACGUCUAGAAAUUGGUGAUGAUGCUCAGCUCGCAUGGCUUUUACACCUUAACAUUUGACAACCCCGUGCCAGAUAGCGACGCGUUAGAUUCCAAUUAUCCAUUCGAAGGAGACUCGCAAUAACUGUAUCUCAACGAAACGAAUUCGCUACCUAACAAUAACGCACCUUGGCAUGCAUAUCGGCGAAUCAGGGAGCCAUUACGUUGACAACUUUGUAAGACUAAUCCAAAAGCUGUAGCUCCGCUCCGUCUGUAAGAUAUUCACGUAGGUACCUAAUCUUGAUAACACUUCCACUCCACGCUGUCCGGUCGCCUAGGUAUGUCACCUAGUGUGCUGGUAAAGAAUGACUCCUCCGCCUCAUCUACAAAUAUUCAAACUCGCUCAUGUAACACCAAAGACACACUUACACACAUUUCAUCUCUUCAGUAUACUUCCUCCAGAGUUGCGUGUCAAGAUAUGGCGUCUUGCAUUGGAACGUCAACGCAUAAUAAGGUUGUGCAUACACGCCCGGUACCUGAUGGAUGCGCUUCUCGCCCGGCAAGGAGACUCCAGGCCCGGGACUCGGACGCAAGAGCGUGAUGGCGUCGUUGUCGAAGGGUACCAGACAUGUAGCAAGCUGUUCCGCGUCAGUCGAGAGUCACGAGACGUCGCUAUGGCAUUUUACCGUGUACACCUACCCUGCUGGCUGGUUAUGGACUUGAAAGGACAUGGUGUGAUGAAACCUGGCACUCUUUACUUCAACCCGGUGUACGAUUUUCUCAAUGUCGUCAACGGGACGGGCCAGAUUGUUGAUUUUCUUCACCGUCUCAAGACCAUCCACGAUCCCCGCCGCACAGGACUUUUAAAUCUUGCCGUGGAUGAGAACGCAUUGAAUGGAGGGGGAGGCCUCUGCCGCGUUGAUUUGUCGACGGUCGAAGAGCCUGUCAAGACGAGUGUCGUUGAGACCCUCGCGCAACUACGCACAGUAUUCUUUGUACAGGAGCAGACGACUGGUCGCCACGUGUUUGGAUACGGAAGCGGUGCACCAACUACCGAUAAUCUGUUGAACCGAUCGUUCCCUAUUGCAACCUCGACGCUUCACUUCGAUCGUUUGGGCCCUGACCCUCGGUCGAUCGGCGAGGACUUACGGAAAGUGUUUGUGAACUCUGAUCCCCGUAUCAUGAUUUCCGCCUGGAGACGGCUCCUGCGAGAUGCCUUGGGUGACCAGUGGAUGCCAAGAACCGAGCAAAAGGUUCUUCUGACCUUCAAGAGACCCGGGAGCAAGAUUUUUAAUCACAUGGAAGCGAAAGCGUGUUUGCAGGACGAGCAGGACGUGUGGGUGAAGGAAACCUGCAGCAACGGCCGGCCGAAGCUGGUGCCAAGCGAGGCCUCGAAACCACCUGUUGAAGCUGCCUUUGGCUUCUGGCUGUUCCCCACGAAUGCCUUUGGGGCCCUGCCCGAAGGCCCAGCGAACAGGUCUAGAGAUUCUGCGCCGCGCAUUAUGGAUCUAGGAGAGUACUGGCCCGAAUUGGUAUCAGGGGGUCUGCACUAGUCUUCUCCGUCGUCCCCGUUGGCGCCGGCGGUUUACCACAACGGCUCUAAAAUAGUGCGGUCUUACUGGCCCUCGGUUCGAGUAAUCUGAGGCGUACGUUGAAUUUGACGACUACCUAUACCUCGCGUACCUAGGGUAGCACUGUAGGUAGAAAAGCUCAGGCCAAUUCUAUUAGUCUUUCCAACUUAUAUUCCUCCUACUACACGCCCCGAUUCCACACACCCAAAUUCUACAUCGGCCACCACAAGAAGCUCAAUAAAGACUAGUGCAUCCAGCUGACGUAUGCCAUGAGGGAGAUGAAAUUUCAGGAACCAUAUGAUGGUAUACACGACGAGAUACAUGACUACUAGGUAUCUAGGUAGCAAUUAAGUGUAUCUCUCGACUGAUUACUACCUACCUAAGUAGGUAGGUAUCCAAGGACAUGGAAUUACUAUGCUAGCUAAUACUAUGGGUUGAGUUGAUUACCAACUUGUUAAGUAGGUGCAUAGGCUAAUAAGUAGAUAUGUUGUGAAUAUCAAUCAUAGUAUAUCCCCCGGCUGUGCCCAAAUGGGCUGGAUUGGGGAAAUACUAUGAGACAUCACACCGGUCU